Closterium sp. NIES-65 is the source of this 3138-nucleotide messenger RNA. NCBI's taxonomy places the organism in Eukaryota, Viridiplantae, Streptophyta, Zygnematophyceae, Desmidiales, Closteriaceae. The record is from the annotation of a GenBank genome assembly.
AUGGCAGUCGGUGGUAUGAACUUGAAAUGGGUGCGGCGGCGCGUCACCGAAGCGCUUCUCGUGAGCGGCGCGAUCGUGGCGUGCCUUGUGAAUCACCAUGUCCCCGAGCCAUACAUGGUUCGAGACGAGAUAUUCCACGUGCCUCAGACGCAGCAGUACUGCCGAGGGGACCUGCUGACGUGGCACCCGCUUAUCACCACGCUGCCGGGCCUCUAUUACCUAGCCCUUGUAUUCGUGGGCAUGCAAUACGCUCUCCUGCAACUCCUAGGCAUCGCCAAAAUCGCUGCCCGCCUGGCGUCCACGUCAGAUGCCACGUCAGACGCCACCCUGUCAGGUGCCACGUCAGCAGCAGGCGUGUCAUUCGCGUCCCUGUGCUCCCCCGUGGCGCUGCGGCGGGCAAGCCGCAUUCGCGACCUCGAGCCUCCACCUCUUGUCCCUCAUCCCAAUGCUCGUCUUUCCCUCCCCUCCCCCCCUCUCCCCCGCUCCCAGCUAGCAGCAGGCCUCAUAAUCCGCCAGACCAACUCUGUGUGGGCCCUGCUCGCUCUCUGCCUCCCUCACUAUGCCUAUCCACUUCCUGCUCGCUCUCUGCCUCCCUCACUAUGCCUAUCCACUUCCUGCUCGCUCUCUGCCUCCCUCACUAUGCCUAUCCACUUCCUGCUCGCUCUCUGCCUCCCUCACUAUGCCUAUCCACUUCCUGCUCGCUCUCUGCCUCCCUCACUAUGCCUAUCCACUUCCUGCUCGCUCUCUGCCUCCCUCACUAUGCCUAUCCACUUCCUGCUCGCUCUCUGCCUCCCUCACUAUGCCUAUCCACUUCCUGCUCGCUCUCUGCCUCCCUCACUAUGCCUAUCCACUUCCUGCUCGCUCUCUGCCUCCCUCACUAUGCCUAUCCACUUCCUGCUCGCUCUCUGCCUCCCUCACUAUGCCUAUCCACUUCCUGCUCGCUCUCUGCCUCCCUCACUAUGCCUAUCCACUUCCUGCUCGCUCUCUGCCUCCCUCACUAUGCCUAUCCACUUCCUGCUCGCUCUCUGCCUCCCUCACUAUGCCUAUCCACUUCCUGCUCGCUCUCUGCCUCCCUCACUAUGCCUAUCCACUUCCUGCUCGCUCUCUGCCUCCCUCACUAUGCCUAUCCACUUCCUGCUCGCUCUCUGCCUCCCUCACUAUGCCUAUCCACUUCCUGCUCGCUCUCUGCCUCCCUCACUAUGCCUAUCCACUUCCUGCUCGCUCUCUGCCUCCCUCACUAUGCCUAUCCACUUCCUGCUCGCUCUCUGCCUCCCUCACUAUGCCUAUCCACUUCCUGCUCGCUCUCUGCCUCCCUCACUAUGCCUAUCCACUUCCUGCUCGCUCUCACAGCUAGCAGCAGGCAGCAUCAUCAUCCGCCAGACCAACGCCGUGUGGGCUCUGCUCGCUCUCUGCCUCUCCGCCUCGCAAUUCCUGGGCAUGCCCACACUUCUGACCCCCCAGGAAACUGCACAGUUAGAAGGGUUCCAGGCUGGAGGAUUAGAUGCGCGGGCAGGAUCAGAAGCACAGAGAGUUGCAGCACGAAAGGACACAGCAGAAAAAGACAAGGCAGAAAAAGACAAGGCAGAAAAAGACAAGGCAGGAAAAGACAAGGCAGAAGAAGACAAGACCGACAAGGACAGCAGGGGCAGAUCUGCUGAGCAUGGGGAUUUACAAAACGGCGUUGCCACCGAUCGGAUAAAGGGAAGCUUCCAGGAUCCUUCCUGGGCGACGGGGGCAGCUGCGAGAGGGGAGGACGCACCCAGGGCGCUCCUGCUGCUGCUGCACCGCGCGUGGGCCCUGCGGGGGAAGUUUCUCGGAAGCUUCUUCCCGCUGCUGGCGGUGUUGGCGGCGUUUUUUGUCUUUGUGCGUGUCAACGGGGGAAUCGUUGUCGGAGCGCGCACAGAGCACCGUCUCUCCCCCCAUCUCACGCAGCCACUCUACUUCGCAGCCUUCUCUGCACUCUCCCUCUCGCCCCUCCUCCUCGCCCCUUCCUCCCUCCUCCCCCUCCUCUCCACCACCUCUUGCUCUCUCCGAUCGGCCCCCGGUAUCAUUGUCGCCCCAUCCAUGUCUACCUCCUCUCCUUCCCUUCUCUUCCUUUCUGACCGUCGUCCCCCUUCUCUCUUUUCCACCCUCGUCCUCUCUCUCCUCGUCCCUGGCCUGCUCUUCCCAACCAUCAAACACUUCAGGUAUCAUGUCCCUCUUUCCUUUCUCCGUCCUCGCUCUUCCUCCUUCCUCCCCCUCCCUCCUCUCCUCCUCCUCUCGCUCUUCCUCCUUCCUCCCCCUCCCUCCUCUCCUCCUCCUCUCGCUCUUCCUCCUUCCUCCCCCUCCCUCCUCUCCUCCUCCUCUCGCUCUCUCCGAUCAUCCCCCACCCUCUGCCUCAGCCUCUUUCUCCUCGUCUCCGCGCUGCUCUUUCUCACCAUCGAAAACUCUCGCCCACCCCUAUCGCUAGCGGACAACCAUCACGGCCCGUUCUACAUCUAUUGUUGGCUCGGAUCCACCCUUUCCAUUCCGCUCUCUCUUGCCCUUUCUCCCACUGCCCCUCCUCCCAGCCUCGCCCACCCCUACUUACUAGCGGACAACCGUCACGACCCCUUCUACAUCUAUUGUUGUCUCAUCCACCCUUUCCGUUCCGCUCUCUCUUCUCCCACUGCCCCUCCUCCCAGCCUCUCCCACCCCUACUCACUAGCAGACAACCGCCACUACCCCUUCUACAUCUGGCGCCGGCUCAUCAAUCCUUCCCAUGCUCCCUUCUCAUCCUCCCUCUUCCUCCCUAAACACCAUCCCUCUCUAUCCCACCCGUCACAGCGCUUCCUGCUGCUGCCAGUCUACGCCCUCUCCCUCCUCGCCCUCACCCAUGCUCUGCGCCGUGCCAUGACCCCUCUCGGCCUCUUCUUUUUCUCAGCUGCAACAGCAGCAGUUCUCGUCCCAUCCCCGCUCCUCGAAUUCCGCUACUUCAUCCCUCCCUUCCUGCUUCUGCUGUUACACCUCCCCCUGCCUCGCAACCGCCUGGAAAAGAGGGUUGCAUGUGCUCUGGUUGUCACUGCCUUUGCUGCUGUAGAUAUUGCCACUAUGGCACUCUUUUUGUUCCGCCCGUUCAAGUGGGAGGGGCACGAAGGCUUGCAACGGUUCUUAUGGUAA